Cantharellus anzutake is the source of this 669-nucleotide messenger RNA. RefSeq lists its product as uncharacterized. Lineage: Eukaryota; Fungi; Basidiomycota; Agaricomycetes; Cantharellales; Hydnaceae. The transcript is spliced from 7 exons. The record is from RefSeq and is a predicted model, not a curated record. Gene Ontology annotation, cellular component: telomerase catalytic core complex. Gene Ontology annotation, biological process: telomere maintenance via telomerase. The coding region runs from base 96 to 497 and encodes 133 amino acids. Gene Ontology annotation, molecular function: telomerase RNA binding; telomeric repeat DNA binding.
AGAGACGGGGAUUCGUCCUAUUGUCAAUCUCGGAAAACGCACUAUGGGAAGCUCUAUCAACGAGAUUCUGAGAGCAGCAUUUCAAAUUCUAACUUAUGAGAAGUCUUACUGGAGCCGCCGUCUUCGGGCAUUCAGAAUUAUAUACUAAGCUCAAAGGCUUUCGGGCAAAGCUGAAACAAAGUUAUGCAUCAAUGCCUAGACUUUACUUUGUGAAGGUUGAUGUCCAGGCAUGUUUUGACUCAAUCGACCAGGAUAAGCUCCUCAGCAUUCUCGAUUUGAUCUUGUCAAAUAAAUUGUACAGGAUCAACAAGUUUCAGCAGGUCACUCAUUACUACGGGAAAGUUAAGACUACUCGUGUCCAGACGGUAGUAGCAGACGAUGAAGAAUUCCACUUCGUUCAUGCUGCAACUAAGAUGGCGUCUGCUUUGCGGCACACUAUUUUCGUUGAUGAGCUUCAAAGGCUCAAUACGAUGAGAGGAAUGCAAAGGAUAUAUUGAAAUUGCUUAGGGAACACAUAAAAGACCAUGUUGUCAGGCUUAAACAGGGGUUCUUUCAACAAAAAGUGGGGAUCCCCCAAGGCUCGAUCCUCUCCAGUAUUCUGUGCUCCUUUUUUUAUGGGGAUCUUGAGAGGAAGCACCCUGAUCUUAGUUUUAAUGAAGAUUCCGAAAC